This is a messenger RNA of Cricetulus griseus (Chinese hamster), 2571 nucleotides long. NCBI's taxonomy places the organism in Eukaryota, Metazoa, Chordata, Mammalia, Rodentia, Cricetidae. The record is from RefSeq and is a predicted model, not a curated record.
CCACUGGUGGGCCGGGAGCUUCCCGCCUCGCUUUCAGCCAAUCAGAGAUCAGAUCUAGGGGGCGGGGCGCUGGGGCGGGGCCUGGCCGGAGCCGGAGCAGAAUGGGCCUGUCUGAGCAAGUUCCCCUGGCUCAGGACAGUUUUCUUGGUUGCUGUGACAAAAGUCGUACGCUGCCGUGUCUCGCGGCGUGAUUUUUGCAUCGUCCUUGCUUCUCCGGGCCUUGGGCGAGUUGAGGGUGCUGGACCUGGAGCCGGUGAAGCGGCUUUCUCCUUUGUCACAGCCCAGAGUGUGGUGGAGCAGCUGGGGUAACUUUGCCUCACUGUAACCCUCUUAGCAGGAAUGAGGCAAUUGUGUCCCUCCCCUUAACCCUCCGGCCCAGAAACAAAAGCACCCCAGGGAAUUGAAUUUGCCCCUGGAAUCUCAUGCUGGGAGAAGAGGCGUGGUGUCAGCCAGAGUAGAAACUUGUUUCCGGGAAAGAAAUUUCACACAGAUCACCUCGCAAGGAUGAAGCCUGGAUAGUGAUGGAUGGGGCCUCAACCUUGAUCUUGACUGUUCAGUUCUUUAGGACAAUAACCACAGUCUAACUGCCUCUCUGAGAGGGUCCCUGCUUCCCUGCUCAUCUGUGAUGCGAUCCCCUAGCAACGGUUUCCGUGACAUGCAAACAUUCUACUGGCAAAUUGCUCAGGACACCCACACACUGGGGUGUUUCCUGGGAACUGAUCUUGGAUUUGAGAUUUCCUCUUGAUCUCAGGUCCCAUCACCUCUUCCUGAGUGCUAUACAGAAACAUCCCUUGGCAGCACGUGGGUCACCAUUAGUGGAUCUGUAACAUGCUUUCCAGCAUGUCAAGGCCACUCCAGUCUUUAAAUCACUCAGAUCAAGGGAGGCUUGCUAAUAGCCAAACCCAAGAGGCCUGUGAGGUGAAGCCGUCAGAAGCCGGGCACCUGUCACAUCUGUCAGCUCAAGAAAAUGUCCCAGUGGCCUGUUUUGAUCCACCUCUUGAAGUGUUUCCUACCAGGAACCCAAUCAUAUACGACAAAAAGAGAGCUGACCCAGUCCAUCCUGACCUUGCCGGCUUGUUGGUGAAAAACAAGACUCUUUUAGCUGAGCUGAGAAAUCUUCAAAGCAAACUUUUAAUAAAAGAAACUUCAUUGCAAGAAAUGAAGACUGAGUUACAGAGUUACAAAGAAAGUAACGCCCAGCAGUCGCUACAGAUAAUGUCCCUGAGAGAUGACAUCAAGAACCUUCAGGACCUCAUUGCUUCUCUGAUGAAAAUUAAGGUUUUGAAAAACACAAAUUCUCAGAAUCUUGGAAGAGGCAGCUGGGACCUAACUGAGAGAGUUAUAGACCUAGAGAACCGCCUAAGAGAACAUCUGGUGGAAAGAGAGAAGUCAGGGCGGAAGGCAGACCUGGAGAAAAGGUGGCCCUGCUCCGGCAGAUUCUCUCCCUGUAUGAAUCUGAAAGAACCAGAAAAUUCCUUGGAUAUUUUCCCUGUGAAGGACAAAGGUGAAGCCUCCAUCUUUGAGAGAGACAUUGUUUACUCUGAAGGACCAAUUGAUGGGCAAAACAUUGGUGGUAAAUGUCAACAAGAUUUGAUCCACAAAGAAAAACUAAUAUCUGGGUUCAACAGACCCCCAUAUUCCUGCAGCUGGGAAACCACUGAGCAAUCCCGUCACCAGGAUUUCCUUGGUCAGUUGGCUACUCUUUUGAGUGACAGCAUUGGCCCUAUACUAGCCACAGAGGAGGCAGUGAAAGAGAGGAUCCAGGAGAUAGGUGCAAAUGAACAGUUGUGGAAAUCUAAAACUGAAGCCCUGCAGCAGGAAAUUCAGACACUCACAAAGAAACUGGAGCAGUUGUACCUCCUUUAUGAAGAAGCUGCUGAAAGGUCUCCUCAUACUGAAGCAAGUUAUACGGGACAGAAAAGGCCCUUGCAGCAUCUGGAAGGACAGGCUGCUGUCAACUCCAUUCUUUUAGACAUGGGCAGGAAGAAAGAAAACUACAGGACUCGGUCUGUCCAGACAGAUAAACACAGGAAGUUCAAACAGUUAGACAUGUUAUUGGAUUUUGAGCAGAAUUCGAAGAUGGCCACCCCAAAAAUGGAGGAGAAAAUUCAGAGACUCCAGAAGCAGCUUAGUGAUUUGAAACUGUCAAAUAAAAAUAUGAAAACUCAACUGACAAGAAUAAAUGUCCUUAAGGACAAGACAAUUGAGAGGCUCAGGCAAUCUGUAACAAAAGUUGAAACUGUGAACGAGAGGACAGCUGCCAAAGCAGACAACUUGAAAACCCCAUCAGACUCUGCGGAGCAGGCAGCGAGAUCAGAGAAGGAGAGGGUCUACCAGAUGCCAGCCCGGGGCCCUCCUGAGCACUCCACCACCAGGAGCACACUGAAGGGGGUCUCAGGACGAGAGCAAGAGCUUGCAGACUUUCGAGAAACCAUUAUGAAGAUGCUGGGAUUUAACAUGAAGACAGCAGACAAGGAAGCCAUUAAUCAACUGAAGCUUGUCAUCCAAGUUUAUGAAAUCUCCAACAGAUCAAAGGCAACUUCGCACUGUGAGACCAGACAGGACAAGUGA